Enterobius vermicularis (human pinworm) is the source of this 699-nucleotide messenger RNA. The record is from the annotation of a GenBank genome assembly. Lineage: Eukaryota; Metazoa; Nematoda; Chromadorea; Rhabditida; Oxyuridae.
AUGAAUGAGAUUGACGAAUAUUUUGGCGACGAUUUUUUUGAAGAGAAUGAAGUUGAACAGCCGAGUGGGGAAGCAGCAACAUCGGAUGCUGACGUGAUAAACAGAGCCUUUAAAAAGGAAAGGAUUCGUAAACAAACUGGUCAGCGGCCGAAAUUGAGUGAGAUGGAACUUUGCGGCACAAAAGGGAUAGCGGCGUUGGAACCGUUGUUCAAGGACUGCAAGUAUAAUCUCAAGGGGAAUCCGUAUACUAAUUUGAGUCGAAUGAUGUCUAAAAUUGAACACUGGGCUCAUCUGUUGUAUCCCUCAAUGAAUUUUGAUGACUUCAUUGCUAGGGUGGAGACGCUUGGUGAAAAAAGGAUGGUUCAGGCUUAUAUGAAUAAAAUGAGAUUUGGUGACAUGACAAAUGGCGGCGAUAACAGCUCAGAGCUAGGAAAUGAAGAACGGGAUGACGUGCAGAACAAUCCUCCAUUUGAAAGCAGUCUUCUAGAUGAGGACUCAAAAACCGCUGUUGGAGAAGCGUCGCCAAUGGAAGAGAAUGAAGUCCUAAGCGAAGGAAAAUCACCUUUCCAGAAUAUGAUGAGUACUAUAAGUGACCCUGAUUAUAUAGAAAAUGAAAUGGGACCUCUAAGGCAAACUUUACAAAACGAUGGUGACGGCGUGGACGAGAAUAGCGCUUUAGAUUUUAUAUAUACAGCAUGA